AUGGGCAGCAUCCAAGAGCCAGGGACAGGCCAAGCCUUCAAUGCAGUAAAUGUAAUAAACAAAACAUAUGCCGAAUCAACAGAGUACGACCUCAACGACUCACUGGUAUUCCUUAUCGGCUCAAUAAAUAAAACCAGAGCCAGGAACAAGCAACUGGUAAAGCAGCACUUUGGAAAGUUUGUUCAGUGCAGGUCCGUACUCGAGGAUGUAUGGACAAACAUCAAGCAAAAAAGAUACGACAAGGAAUUCACAACAGAGCUUGAAAACAACAUUAAGGUUGUAAGGAAUAAAUUCAACCAGAUAACAUCUAAUGUUUUGGAGGAUAGCAAAAGUGAAAUCAAUCGGCAUAGAAAAGAGUAUUAUAUGAAUAAGUAUUCAGAUCUGUUCAGUAUCAAGGCUACACUUCAAAAGAACCUUAAUAAUCCAGAAAGAUUUGUUGAUGUGUAUGAAAACGCAAGAGGAAUCUACGAGCACUUGAAGGGAUCUGAGUAUGUGCAGAUAAUCUGGGGAUCGAUUCACGACGAAAGAUGCGAAUUUUUGGAGAACAUUUAUAGGCGUAUACAGCGGCCAAGGUGUACAUUCCAAGAGGCUUCAUAUUACUUUCGAUUGUAUUUCAGGAUAUGCAAGAAUGAGACAGAGCAUAAAAUAAUGAAUACUCUUCUGGUCAACUUCAAAGAAAACAGCAUCAAUGCACUGGAGAUGUUUGCAUUAGAUGACACACUGUGUGCGGAUGAAAUCACAAAACAAUACCUGAGUCUUAUGAACAAAGUUGACGAAGAGAUCCAGAUACAGGGGACCAACCAUUACUUCUACUGCAUGGGAUGUAUAAUGCAUGAAAAACUACUAUUAUUCACUAAGAUAUGCAUAAAAAGGUUGAUAGACAACAUAAAGGUUGCAAAGUUACAUCCUGGUUCACAAAGUGUGUAUUUUUCGCAUCUUAAGAGAGUAAAGAUGGGUUUUAUAGAUAACGAGCUUGAAAGAUGCACUAUAUCAAUAUCUGAUCUAACAUCGCUUGAACAUGCAUUAGAAGAUUUGAAGGAAACCUAUAUGAUACUCAUUGAGAUUGCAUCUAAGGAAGAGCAAAGUUACAUCCGAGAAAGAACGUUAAAAUUGUUAGGAAGUUACUAUGAAAAGAUGAAGCUUGAAGAUUUUUCUGACAUAGAACAUGCAAUUAAAAUUAUUCAUUCUAUGGCGCCAUUGAUUGGAAAGCCAGGAUCCAAGGAUAUAAAAAACCUGAAUGCAAUGAUCGGUGGAUACAUAAAUGAUCACAGCAGCAAGGUGGUGAAAAGGAUUGAAGCCAUGAUCGCCAAACAAGAUAAUGAUAUAUUGAUACUUAUGGAAGUCACCAGGGUAAUUGAAGAGAUUCCAUUGGAAUACGAACGCAUUAUAAAGCAGAUAAAACCAUUGGUUGAGUCAAUUCCUGUUGUGGCAUACUACUUGUCCAAAAUAUUCAAAGCAGAACAUCAGCAAAUGCUAUCAAAUGAUGUUAGAGAAAGAAUAGACGAGAUUAGAUACCAAUUCGGAUUUUUACUUGAUAUUUAA
Messenger RNA from Ordospora colligata OC4, 1542 nucleotides. RefSeq lists its product as uncharacterized. The transcript has a single exon. Lineage: Eukaryota; Fungi; Microsporidia; Ordosporidae. The record is from RefSeq and is a predicted model, not a curated record. The coding region runs from base 1 to 1542 and encodes 513 amino acids.